Messenger RNA from Ascoidea rubescens DSM 1968, 2576 nucleotides. RefSeq lists its product as uncharacterized. Gene Ontology annotation, biological process: reductive iron assimilation; cellular response to iron ion starvation. The coding region runs from base 193 to 2211 and encodes 672 amino acids. NCBI's taxonomy places the organism in Eukaryota, Fungi, Ascomycota, Saccharomycetes, Ascoideales, Ascoideaceae. The transcript has a single exon. Gene Ontology annotation, molecular function: ferroxidase activity; copper ion binding. Gene Ontology annotation, cellular component: fungal-type vacuole membrane. The record is from RefSeq and is a predicted model, not a curated record.
GCUGGAUCAAUGAAAGCCCAUCUAGUUUUCUGCUCCUAGCCCAAGUAUCUUCUUGUUACCUAUUUCAAUAGGGUUUGUUCUUAUCUUUGUGUUUAUAGCCAAAGUUAUAUUUAUCUUUUCACGUAUAACUUUAUUGAUAUUGAUAUCCAUAUUCAUAUUCAUACUCAUAUCCAUAUUUAUGCUCAUAUCCAUAUGUUUUCCGAAUUUAAUCGCCAAUUUUCGGUUUUGAUACUAAUCCUUCUUUUAUCAAAUCCCAUAUUAAUCAGUUGCAAGAUACUCGAGCUCUUUUACGAAGCAACUUGGGUCCAGGCUAAUCCAAAUGGUUUAUUCAAUAAAACCGUCAUUGGUUUUAAUAACUCAUGGCCUUUACCAAUAAUCAGAGCCAAUAAAGGCGAUACAAUCAACUUAUAUCUAACAAACAAAUUGAAGACCAAAAACACAUCUCUUCAUUUUCAUGGAAUGUUUCAGAAUGGCUCAAAUUUAAUGGAUGGUGCUGAUAUGAUAACUCAAUGUACUAUUCCUCCCGACCAGACCUUUCUAUAUAAUUUUACUCUAUCAGAUAAUCAGGUUGGUACUUAUUGGUAUCAUUCUCAUACUGGGUCUCAAUAUUUGGAUGGUUUAAGGGGUUUGUUUAUUAUCAACGAUAAUAAUGUUAAUGAUGUUACCAACACCAAUGCUGUAUCAUAUGAUAUUAACAACUAUAAUAACUCAUUAGCUCCUUUUGACUAUGAUGAAGAAAUUACAAUAUCCUUAUCUGAUUGGUAUCACAAACAAUAUUUCCAAUUAAAUGAAGAAUUUUUAAACAGAUAUAAUCCAACUGGUGCUGAACCAAUUCCAGAUUCCUUGAUUAUUAACGAUACUAUUAAUUUAAAUUGGAAUAUUUUGCCAGAUAAAACUUAUUUGUUAAGACUUAUUAAUGUUGGCGUAUUUGUUUCUCAAUAUUUUUCGAUAGAAGAUCAUGAAUUAACGGUUGUGGAAAUUGAUGGUGUUUAUGUUACACCUGUUAAGACGAAUUUAUUAUAUUUAACUGUUGCUCAAAGGUAUUCGGUUUUAUUGAAAUCAAAAAGUAUCGAUGAAAUCAAUUCAAAAUAUAAAAAUUAUAAAAUCAUGCAAAUCAUUGACAAGGAUAUGUUGGAUUUUAUUCCAGAUAAGUUACAACUAAACUAUACAAAUCAUUUAGUUUAUGACAAUAAAAUACCAGUUGAUAAUAAUCAAUAUUACAUUAAUGAUUUAUCUACUCAUCUUAAUGAUUUUUAUUUAAAACCUUUAGAUGAUAUUCAAAUUUUUGAUGAUUACGAUUAUCAAAUUAUUUUGGAUUUCGAAAUGGACAACUUAGGGGAUGGUAUAAAUUAUGCCUUUUUUAACAACAUUACAUAUGUUCAACCAAAAGUUCCCUCUUUAUUGACUGCUCUUACUGCCCCAAGUCAUUUAGUCAACAAUCCCUCGAUCUAUGGCUCCAACACAAAUACCUUUAUUUUGAAAUAUAAUGAGGUUAUUGAAAUUGUUUUAAACAAUAAGGAUUCCAAUAGACAUCCUUUUCAUUUGCAUGGCCAUAAUUUUCAAGUAAUUCAAAGAUCUCCUGCUUUUGAUGAUGACGACAAUCCCGUAUCUUACAAUGAAUCUGACCAUCAACCUUUUCCAGAAUUUCCUUUAAUAAGAGACACUGUUUAUGUUGAGAAAAACGGUUACUUGGUAUUAAGAUUCAAAGCAAACAAUCCCGGUGCUUGGAUAUUUCAUUGUCACCUAGAUUGGCAUUUGGAGCAAGGUUUAGCUAUCAUUUUAAUGGAAGCACCUGAAGUCCUUCAAUCUACUCCUUCUCAACAAAUCACUGAAAAUUACAAACAAAUGUGUAUUCAUGCUGGUAUCCCAGUAAAAGGUAAUGCUGCUGGGAACUUUGAGAAUUUUUUGGAUUUAUCCAAUGAGAAUAAGCAACCCAAUCCAUUACCAGAUGGUUUUACUUUAAAAGGUUAUAUUGCAAUCAUAUUAUCUUCAUUAUUAUGUCUAUGGGGUAUCUUUUCAAUUGUGAGCUUUGGUUUAAAUGAUAAUGAUCAAAAUAAUCAUGAUGUUUAUGAGAACUUGAAAAAAGUUUUAACAGAUCAUAAUCUAAUUGAUGAAGAAAACUUUAAUCAUUCAGGAAGGAUAAGCUAUGGAAAACUUAAUAAUCAAGAAAGUCAAGAAAGUCAAUCUUUAAUAAAUAUAAAUCGAAAUUGAUUUGUUUAAUUUGAAAUACUUUUAUCAAUACUUUUUGCAUCAAAAAAAAGUACUUGGUUUAUUUUAUGCUGAUCUUGUUAUAUAGUCUUUAAUUUAUUUUUAGUCAGGUUUUUGGGCUUGAGUUUUUUUGAAGUCUUGUUUUUUUAUCUUAUUUUAAGAAAACUAAUAAUAUGGUCUUUGCAAUUGUUUUAAAAUGUCAAAAAAUUGUGAAUUUAAAAUAAAGUGUAAGAAAAAAAAAACAAAGCCGAAAUAAAAUAGAAAUUAAAAAUUAUACUAUAAAAAACAUAAAAUAAUACUGAUUAAUAUAAACACAAGAAAGAAAACAAAAGAAAUAAAAGAAACAAAAGAAACAAAAGAAAACAAAA